Messenger RNA from Xyrichtys novacula (pearly razorfish), 453 nucleotides. The record is from the annotation of a GenBank genome assembly. NCBI's taxonomy places the organism in Eukaryota, Metazoa, Chordata, Actinopteri, Labriformes, Labridae.
AUGUCUCUGGAUAUUUCUGACAUGGACCUGGGCUCUGUUACGGCUAACAUUCUUGCUGAGUGGAAAGGCCAUGAUAGCCCCUUUGGAGAAGAUCAGGACUCACUUCAUUCUGCAUCGCCGGAGUCCUCCAUGGACUCCAUGUGCUCCUCACCGGAGAUGUGCUACUCCAGUGGGCACCAGGAGAUCAACGACUUCUCCUUUGGCUUCCCGGGACGCAAGGCGGCUCCGGCUGCGCAGAAACACGGCAAACCUAAGAUGUCCACCAAAAGACGCAUGAAGGCCAGCGAGAGGGAGAAGAUGCGGAUGAGGAGUCUCGCAGAGGCCCUGCAUCAACUCCGGGACUAUCUGCCACCGGACUACAGCAAGAGAGGCCAACCUUUGACCAAAAUACAAACCCUCAAAUACACUAUUGAAUACAUCAACCAGCUCUCAGACAUACUGAACCGUGCGUAA